CUGCAGUUUACCCCAUUUUGGUGUGUCAUCCCCACGGUCACCCCCCCUGGUGGUGUGGAUCAGUGAGGAUAGAGAAGUGCCCAAACCUGUAUACAAGAACGUGCCUAUGACGAGAAGAGAAGAAAAGGUAUAGGACAGAGAAGAACAAGUUAAAGAAUUAUGGACUCAGAUUGUGAACAGUCAGAUGACGAAGAAGAAUUUCUUGUCUAUGUCGAAUUUGAAGGUUUUGUAGAACGAAACACGUUUAGUGAUGAGAAUCUGAAGUUAGAUAUAAUUGGUAUAGAUUCUGAUUAUCCUAUUAUAGAAGUUAACGGUAAAUUCUAUGAAGGAACCUAUGAAGAUGCUGUCGGAACGUACUUAUUUUUCAAGAAUGAUGAGAAUCCCAUUGUCAAUGACCUGAUAUUUGACACAGUUCCUACUUUAAAAUAUUUUGCAAAAACAAGAAAAUUGUUACGAAUGCAAAGAGUUUUCACUGCAGCUCGAACAGAUGUUCUAGGAGAUUCUACUCAUGCUCAAUGCAUUCCUAAUAUAAAUACUAUAAAAGAAGCUGGAGUACCUUCAAAAUACCAUGAUAAUGCCCUUUCUUUUUGGACUGAGAUGCGUGAUGACAGGUUACAAGCCUUAAAUGCAUACUUGGAAAAACAUAGAAUUCGUGAAGAAAAAAAGUUACAAGGAAUUCAACUGGAUUCAGAAUCAGAUGAAGAUAAUCCAUUUGCUAUAUACAAAUCUAAUAAAACCACUAUACCUACAACGAAUAUGACUAUGCUGAAAGAAGAUGCAAAUUCAAAAGACAUUGAGAAUAAGCUUGACCAUGAAAGUUGCCAAUCAGUUGCACUUCCACUUUUACAUAGUUUACAAAAAGAUAGAAAACAGUUUCCAUUGGAGAACAAUAAAAACACUAAUGUAGAUGUAAACCAGAAAAUAGAGUUGAGUCAGAAAGAAGAAUGUUUUGGAUUAUCAGGAGCAAUACAUUCUAGACAAAGUUCGCAUAAAAAACUGGACUUGAGCACAUAUGACGUAAUAGGUAAACACAAAGGAAGUAUUAAGGUAAUCAAAAGAGCAAGAGGAAGAAUUGGUUCUACAAAUGUAGAAAAGGCAGUAAAGUCUUCAAGAAAGAAACAAUUUUCUGAAACUAAGGUAGUGACAGCAGAAUGUAUCAAUACUGGGGUUAACAAUCUAGAAUUAAGUGACAAGAGUAAAGUUGAAGAAACACCUUUGACAGGUGAAAUACAGACUGUAGAAACAAAGGAUAACGUUGAUAUUACAAAUAUAGAAGAUAAUAAUCAAGAUUCCCUACCAGAAGCAUGCAAAUUGACAACAAAUACAACUUGUAUGAAUAAACGACUCAAAAAGAAAGUCAAGCGCGAAGCUAAAAUGAAAGAAAUUUCAGAACAAUUGAGAAAGUCACACCAAAAAUAGUAGUACAAAUAUGUAUAUUGUAAUGUAUGAAAAUGCAUCCAUUCAAUACAGAUAAUUUAUAAUUAGACUAUAAUAAACUAUAUAUUUUUCGAAAUUAUAAGAAAACUAUUUUAAAGGUACGAUGUUAAAGUUACAUAUGCUUAUUAAAUGGUCUUUAUUCUAUACGACAUAAAAAUUUGUAUUUAAACAAAAAUGAAGUGUAAGGAGGAGUAGGGGGAGCGACAAAAGUCGAUGCGCCGGCGAUGUUAUCACUUGCUCGCGUAAGUACCAGGCCCUGGCAAUUGAUCUGAAAUGAAAGAAUGAAUGACUCAUAUAGCACAAAACAUUCAAAUACAUUUGAAAAACAUUACUGAAAAAUAACAAGCAAAUUGAUAUGUUUCAGCAAUGUUUCUAAAACGUAUCUGAAUAUUUUGUGCUUUAUGGAAAUAAUCUUAAUUUAUAAUAAAUUGCGUAUAAAAUGAAUUAAAACCAAGAAAGUCCAAUUUUGUUAAAAAUAAUGAGAUAGCAAUGUCAAAGUUUAGUUUUUGGCCAAUAAUUUGUGGUAUUUUGUUAAUAAAAAUAUUUGUUUAAUAUU
Cephus cinctus (wheat stem sawfly) is the source of this 1993-nucleotide messenger RNA. RefSeq lists its product as uncharacterized. The transcript has 3 exons. Gene Ontology annotation, biological process: transcription by RNA polymerase III. Gene Ontology annotation, cellular component: transcription factor TFIIIC complex. Bases 160 to 1419 code for a protein of 419 amino acids. The record is from RefSeq and is a predicted model, not a curated record. Lineage: Eukaryota; Metazoa; Arthropoda; Insecta; Hymenoptera; Cephidae.